This is a messenger RNA of Lineus longissimus, 3650 nucleotides long. RefSeq names its product insulin-like growth factor-binding protein complex acid labile subunit. The coding region runs from base 915 to 2789 and encodes 624 amino acids. The record is from RefSeq and is a predicted model, not a curated record. Gene Ontology annotation, cellular component: plasma membrane. Gene Ontology annotation, molecular function: protein binding. Lineage: Eukaryota; Metazoa; Nemertea; Pilidiophora; Heteronemertea; Lineidae. The transcript is spliced from 2 exons.
UUAAGAUAUCGAAUGGGCCUUUAAAACAUGUCUAUUCGUGGAACUGGACUCUUGCAAGUCAGCUUGAUUUUGCUUACAUCAUUAUAUAUGUCAUUUAUCAUGAAUAUUAUUGGUUAUCUAUAAAGGGAAUCUAUCUUUGUGGUCGAUCUCGGACCCGGUCGUGCUGCAUGACCGAUCCCUCUAGCAUGACCCAGUUUUCAAUUUUCCUGUGCGGUUUGUACAGUUCCUGCGGAGAGAGCUGUGGGACAGUUGUGAUUCCGCACUCGGAGGUACCUCUUCGCGGCAUCAACAUUACGAUAUAAGAGGCAUUACAUAUUAUUCAUUGGUCUCCUGCAGUAUCAUUUCGGAGAAGGAUCUACCAAUAAGCAUCGGCAGUUUAUGCACAGCUGAAACAUUUGGAAUAGCGCUGUCGUCUGCUUUAGCGACAACAGUAGCUGCCGCUUGGCUCAUUCAUCAAGCAAGAGCCGUACGGAUAACCGCUUUCUCUUUGUCAAACAAAGGAUUGGACGUCAGGAACAAAACAAUACGUUGUCUAUCUGAUUAACAAGGGGUUGGCUUCUUUCAGGAAUUACCAAACACUCAUAGAGGUUUAUAUUUGACGUCACGGAACCCUCGAGAUUGAACAAAAUUCAUUGGCUCACGAUGCGAAAUAGCAUCUAUUUCGUUCACUUUACAUAUUACUCAGUACGUCUAUAUGUCAGUACGUCUAUGAUAUUCGCCAUGGAAGCAAUGCCGGUGAAAGUCAAUGAAACUACUGUUUGGAAUUUGUUAACGGCAUGAGCAAUGUGAUUGUACUUCCCUUCUAUCUAUCAUAGCUAUGCAGACAUAACAAUCGGAAUAUCAUAAGCCUCAAUGGAAUAACAUGUGGAUAUAAAAUCAGUUUCUCUAGCUUGUAACAAAGGCUUCCAGUGAGCAUGACCGGAACCAGUUGGCCGCCCUCCCUCUUCCCAUUCCUCACGUCCGUCCUGCUCUUCCGUAUGUGCGUCGCCUUCUGUCCGCAACAAUGCGACUGCACACCGGAAGCCACACAGAUUCAGACCAAGAUGAUCUGCAAACGAGGCCCGCUGACCUCCAUUCCGCAAGAUGUACCAGGGACUCAGAUCAUAGUCAUAGACGGCGAGGGACGUAAUGACAUCAACAUUAAUUACAUACUUGAGAAUUCAUUUACACGUUAUGUCAAACUAGAGGAGCUAACGAUAGUAUAUGCUGGAGUCAAGUUUAUUCAUAGGAAAGCAUUUCAAAGACUGACCCAACUGCUGCGUGUUGACCUUCACAACAACCAAAUCGAAUAUUUAGAUGAGCAGAUAUUUUCCACCAUGAAAUAUUUGGCAUAUUUAGACCUUUCAAAUAACAAAAUCGGGCGGGUGUAUCGGGACAUGUUCGCCUUCCCGUUCAUCCAGAUGCUCAGUUUAAAAGACAACGGGGCUAACCUAAGAGACAGAUACUUAUUCCAGAAUCUAUCGAUGGUGGACGUUUUAGACAUAAGCGGAAAUGACGUAGGUAGCGACCUUCCGGCUGCUUUCCACGGGGUAAACCCGUACUUGCGUGUCCUCCGAAUGAAUUCCUGUGGAAUUAGUCAGGUCGCACCUGAGUUAAUCAAACUUAUUCAGAGAGUUCAUUCACUGGAGUUAAAAAAUAACUACAUAUCGGAGAUAUCGCCUCAGUCUUUCUCGCAUUUAACAAACUUGAAUGAGAUAUACCUUGAUAAUAACGAUCUACAUACUUUAGACAGUGCCAUAUUUCAAAGAUUACAGCUACGUGUUUUGGGGCUCGGAGGCAAUAACAUAUCUGUGUUAAAACCAGAUACGUUCCAUAACACGAGCAUUGGCCAUAUCAUCCUUAGUCAAAACAGCAUCAGCCACAUACCACCGAGUUUCUUUUCGCCCAUAAAUGUGAUACAAAAAAUACAGUUGGAUGGGAACCCGUUGAAAUACAUCGGGGCUGAGACUUUUUCUGGCCUUUCUGUGUUAGAUUACUUAGACUUAUCCAAUACUCAACUGCAUGGGUUUUCCUUGAAUGCUUUCUCUGGCAUUAACAUCCGCUUCUUGGACCUCUCAAAGAACAGUAUCAUGACUAUUUCCGAGAAAGCGCUGCAGCAGUUUGAGAAAAUCGAUUUGGUUGAAUUCUCUGACAAUCCGUGGCACUGUACGUGCUUUAUUAAGCCGCUGAAGAAGUGGCUAAGUGAUUCCAACUAUGGUCAGAACUGCUCGGUCAAGGUCGACCCGAAAGCGAGGCUGACUGACCUUGAGAAGAGGCCAUUCACAAACUGUCUCAAGUGCACCACGCCCCUCAAGAACGAGAACGAGACGAUGUUAGAGUUGACUGAUAAACAGAUAGAGCAAUGCUAUUACGUUCAGGAAGGCAAACUGACCUUAGACCAACAAGUGUUGAUCUGUGCUGGUGUUGGCAUUUGUGUUUUAGUGAUAUCUGUUGUUGCUUACGCCUUGUUCCAGCGGAGAAAUGUGCUGAAGUAUACUCUGAAAGGACGGACUGAUAUCAUAACAAACAAAGGCGUCGGAUCAAGGUCGGGUUCGCGCGCGGCGUCAAAGGCCGACUUGACGGACACCGUCGCCACUGAACCUGCCAGUUUAGACCCGAACGUGAAGCUGGAGAACAUCUCUGCGAUAUCUCAGCCCGGUUUAUUCGACCCCGAGGCAGAGAACAUCGUCAAUGGGAUUAUUUAUAGGAAUAGUUUCACCCCCAAAACACCGGAAGUAAACGAUGAAAAAACACCGGAAGUUAACGGCAAUAACUAUGGUUACGUCACGUCGCUUGAGUCCUGUGUUUAGUAUGAGCAAACGGUGUGUGACGUCACCUUAAAUGGCAGCAUGAGGGUUGAAAUGAGAAGGGUGUCUCUACAGUAUUAACAAGUAAAGUUAUUUGAUGCAUUGAAACUUUGGAAAACUUUUUAACGUUUAAAAACCCAGCUUUUGCUGCCGAAUUAGUCUAUGCGAGCUUGCAUAGAUGAAUGUACUGUCCUUACACUACCGGAUGUAUUGUCUUGCAAUGUUUUCAUUUUCUGUGCUUAUUUCGAUGUGCUUCUCCUUCAAAAGACUCAUUACUUCAGUACGUGUACAUUGUAUUUAUGAAUAACUGGUCUAUCAUUUCUCAUUACACUUCGUGCGACGUUGUGCUGUGGCAUGACCAAUGAUACAUCUCUUUAACUAGAAAGUCACCGGCCAUGAUCGUCACAGAUUAGAUGUAAUACCCUGACUGGUUCCAUUUUAGAUCCGGUACCACGUACCAUGGUACUACGUGACAAAAGAGGAUCCAAGAUGGAGACCAGUCAAGUGAAAUAUCACGCCGAUUGUUGCUUCCAGAAAGAGAAGCUAUCGGCACGAUCAACAAUCUUUAGUUUGUGUAGAAGCACAGGGGAGCCGGUCAUGCAAGUGAUAUGCUAAUUUGGCUCGCAUUGUUUAAUUAUGCAGCCCGCUAUUGUACAAUUGGGAGCUUAGAUUGGAUUUACACAGUACGCCACUCGGCUGCUAAUGUCUUAUAUAUUUCUUAUUCAUUCUGUCGUGCUCAAAUACGUUGUAUAAAGUAUUAGGAUAUAAUUUUGUAAGAUAAAUGAAUGUGCUAUGAAGAACCGCUUUUAAAGGUAGCGGGUGAUUUCAUAACAAAUGUGUACAUAUACAUGUACUGUUUUGUAU